Oncorhynchus tshawytscha (Chinook salmon) is the source of this 3014-nucleotide messenger RNA. It is a transcript of the gene stra6l, whose product is annotated as STRA6-like. NCBI's taxonomy places the organism in Eukaryota, Metazoa, Chordata, Actinopteri, Salmoniformes, Salmonidae. The transcript has 19 exons. Gene Ontology annotation, molecular function: signaling receptor activity; retinol transmembrane transporter activity. Gene Ontology annotation, biological process: vitamin A import into cell. The record is from RefSeq and is a predicted model, not a curated record. The coding region runs from base 342 to 2300 and encodes 652 amino acids. Gene Ontology annotation, cellular component: plasma membrane.
GGAUGUUGAGAGCAACCUUCUGGAGGGCGAUGCAGUCAUGUGGUUUGUAGCGACCUCCUCCCUGCAGACCUGGGUUCUCCUUCCACACUGUGUCCAAGCUGACAGGCGUAGAGAACUCCACCCUGAGAGGCCCCACUGCAGGGACCCUCUGCACACAUCGACAACUGACACCCACGAAGCAUCGUUACCCAUCACGCAACAAAAGCCGGGGCCCUUGCGGAGCAAGGGGAACAACUACUUCAAGGUCCCAGAGCAAGUGACGUCACCGAUUGAAACGCUAUUAGCGCGCACCACCGCUAACUAGCUAGCCGUUUCACAUCGGUUACACUGGAAAAAAGAAAAUGGGCUCUCCAAACCAGACCUGUGACAGUGGUGUAUCCAUGGACCUCUUCUUACACUAUUCUCUCGUUCCGUCGUUUGUCAUCGUGGUUGUGCUGUCGGCCCUGCAGAGGAGAUCCAGACAUCUGCCCAUUGAUGAGAAGCUCCCCUUUCUCAACAACCGCUUUGGCAUUGUUGUGCCUCUGGACCUCAUGGAGAACCUCAGUAACAGAUGGUCCUAUGGGUUUGCCUUCGGAGCUGUAUCGUCCAGUGUCUUGCUUCUUUUCUCAGAGCAUUACAUGACCUUCAACGUUCCACCCUGGGCCAAAGCUUUUGUGUACCUUGUGGGUGCUCUCGAGGUGGGCCUGGCCUAUUUCCCUUUCUUUGCGUGUCUGUCAACCCCUUGCCGAGAGUUUGGGGCUGUUCUGGGAAUCCUCUACUCUUUGACAUGGAUAAUCAUCACGCUGUGGGAUACAGUGAUGUGUCCCACUGGUAAGAUACUGGGUAGUCACCAGAAGCUUGUCUACCAGUGGCCGACCAUUUUGUCUCUCGUAUUCCUCCUGGGGCGGUUCACAUACAUGCUGGUCAAAGCUGUUCGGAUUCGACUCCAGCUUGAAACUGAGGACCAAGACCAGCUAAUCCAGUGUCACCAGGCCAAGCAUGUACAGAGGUUGUUGAGGAGGAUCCCUAUUGAACAGAAACUGGAGGCCAGUUGGUUCCAGAGGAGGGUCUAUGACUGGGACCCCCACUUCAAGUUCCCUAACAGAAUGAUCGGCACAUCCAUCAUAUCCCUGAUUGGCUUAUACACGAUGACUUUGGCUGACUAUAGUCUCAGUGACUAUGCGUUUGAUAAAUUGGAUGUUCUGAAAGACCAACUGAAGAAGCUGGCUUUUUCCUGCAAUGAGACAGAGAUAUUUGUAGCUAUGAUCCCCCAAUUUGAGGAAUUCGCUCACGUUGCCAGAAAGUGCUGGCUAGCCACAACCAUCUUUGCCAGCCUAACGUCUGUGUCAUACACAUUCCAUGUGUUAGCAUGCUACCGGAAACAUCUGAAGAGAUUGUGGGCGGGGGAGAAGGCCUUUCUUCCUGAGAAGUUCCAUAACCCCAAUUCUGCAGUCAGUGUGGCUGCCAUCACAAGAUACUCCGGAUGGCAAAUAGCAUUUACUUUGUGGGGUUUUCUAAUUGUUCACUUUGUCCAGUUCGUCUUUGCGUUGCUCUUUACCUACGGAGUGGUCCUCCCCAUCCAAAAUGGAAGAGUGUUGGAAAUGUUGACCAACAUGGGAACCAUUCUUUUGACCAUAGGUAUCGUUAUAGGAUUGGUUAUACUACAGGUGGUGCUGGUCCAAGUGUUCUUCCUUCAGGACAAGAUCUCACCGUCAGACAGGAAGAAACCUCUGGCACUCAACAACAGGAAGGCGUUCCACAACUUCAACUACUUCUUCUUCUUCUACAACGUUGUGAUGGGCCUGAGUAACUGCAUCCUGCGUCUGCUAACCAGCUGCGUGGUGGGCACCUGGCUGGUGUCACGCAUCGACCGUACCAUCAUGCCGAAGGGAUACGAGUCCAUGGACCCUGGUUACAGCACUUGGAUCGGGAUGAUUUUUGCAGACCACUACCACAACAAUCCAGUCAUGGUGUGUUUCUGCCAUCUUCUCCUGUCCAACACCAUGGCAAAACAACAGAGGACCACCGAGGCAGCAUCCUACUCCACGUUCAACAACACAUCUUCGCCAGAUUCAGCCCGUGGAAGCAGGGCCAGGCGGCGAUGGAUGCUCCUCUACACCCUGAUGAAGAACCCACGACUGAUCCUCCUGAGGAAGAACAGGACCUCGUCCAGUCCCACUCACCACCAGGACACUGUGGUCCAAGCCUGGCUGCUGGCCUCUCAGACCGAACAGAUGGGACAGGCACCAGAGAUGACAGACACAGCCGCUACAGUUACGUCAGAUCAGACGAUCACCAAUGGGCAGGCAUUAACUGACUGAUUCUGCUCCGGGUUUAUACACGCGCGGCCUGAAAUAGUGUAGUACAAUACUGUGAUGUAACAUUUAGUAGACCUACAGACAUUCAGAGGACACGUUUUGGGUCAUGAGUGCUACACUUGAUACUACAGGCCAAUUCUUCUGUAGGCCAAGCUCUUACAAUGUAUUGUAUGUGAUGAAUAAUAUGAUUAAUGUAUUGUAAAUUCGGGAAAUAGCUACAUAAUUACUCCUACUGUGAAAGAUGACAGGACAAAUGGACACAGUUAUGCUUUUUACCUCAUAAUGGCCCGUUUGUUUUUAGUAGGCCACAUAGCCGCAGGAAGUAGAGGUGCUGAGGGCGCUGCAGCACUCCCUGAAAAAUCAUCAUUUAAAAAAUAUACAGUACCAGUCAAAAGUUUGCACACACCUACUCAUUCAAGAGUUUUUCUUUAUUUGUACUAUUUUUCUACAUUGUAGAAUAAUAGUGUAACCCUUGAAUGAGUAGGUGUAUCAAAAAUGUUGACUGGUAUUGUAUAUACAUUUUAAAAUGUUUAUUCUUAAAGAUGUUUUUUUUUUCUUCUCAUAAAAAUAGUGCACUGGGUCUUUACUACUAUUAGCAGAACAAUAUAGAUGUCUGUAGCUCAAGCAACAAAAUAAUUCAGCAUCUCUGCUCUGGCAAAAAAAGCUAGUUGUAUAAUUAAGAACAGUAUUUUGCAGGAUUAAAUUGUCGGAAUUGAA